AUGGAAGUUUUCAGCAGGAUGUUGCAGAGAGUUGAGGGUGCUGGCUUAAUCCGUGGUUUUAAAGCUGAUGGUAGGAGGGGUGGUGGGGAAUGUGUUUCACAUCUCUUGUUUGCAGAAGAUACAAUUCUAUUUUGUGAUGUAGUUGUGGAGCAAAUCCUUCAUGUUCAAUUGUUGUUACUUUGUUUUCAGGCUGUGACAGGCUUGAAGGUCAAUGUGCAGAAGAGUGAAAUGGUUCCAAUAGGAGAAGUAAAUGAUGUCCAUGCCUUGGCUAAGAUAUUGGGCUGUAGGAUUGGAACUUUGCCUAUGUCUUAUCUUGGCAUGCUGUUGGGGGCCUCUCAUAAAUCACCUUCAAUUUGGAAUCCUAUUCUAGAAAAAAUUGAGCGAAAGUUGGCCGGAUGGAAGAAGCUGUAUUUGUCUCAGGGGGGGUAG
Molecule: messenger RNA, 429 nt
Organism: Quercus robur (English oak)
Lineage: Eukaryota; Viridiplantae; Streptophyta; Magnoliopsida; Fagales; Fagaceae
Exons: 1
Coding region: 1-429 (142 amino acids)
Source: RefSeq, a predicted model, not a curated record